Molecule: messenger RNA, 2680 nt
Organism: Corapipo altera (White-ruffed manakin)
Lineage: Eukaryota; Metazoa; Chordata; Aves; Passeriformes; Pipridae
Gene: CXCL12
Product: C-X-C motif chemokine ligand 12
Exons: 5
Coding region: 54-449 (131 amino acids)
Biological process (GO): defense response; induction of positive chemotaxis; chemokine-mediated signaling pathway
Cellular component (GO): extracellular region; external side of plasma membrane
Molecular function (GO): CXCR chemokine receptor binding; chemokine activity
Source: RefSeq, a predicted model, not a curated record
GACCGCCGGGACGAGCAGACCAGCGCCUGCCCGCGUCCGCCAGCCGCUCCAGCAUGGACCUCCGCGCCCUGGCGCUGCUCGCCUUCGCCCUGGCCGUCAUCUCCCUCUCGGAGGAGAAACCCGUCAGCCUGACUUACCGAUGUCCCUGUCGAUUCUACGAGAGCAACGUGGCAAGAGCCAACAUUAAGCACCUCAAAAUCCUCUCCACACCUAACUGCUCACUUCAGAUUGUUGCAAGGCUCAAGAGCAACAGCAAGCAAGUAUGCAUUGAUCCCAAGUUAAAGUGGAUCCAGGAAUAUCUGGAGAAGGCUUUAAACAAACCACGUCAUCGCACUCAUAAAAAAAAGCAACAGAAGAAACGGGGCCCCCUCUGCCCUUCCCGUGCAACAUCACUAAAGUCUCCAGGGAGAAAGAAUGGAGGUUCAAGAUGUAAGAGGCAAGCAUUGUAAGCCGGCUACAGGAUUUCUUACUGUAGGACCCAGAGAGCAGAUAACCAGUAUUAGGGAAUGAAUACAUUUUACUGUUAUCAUGCAGCACAAAAGCAACGCUUCACGCAUUUCCAAAGGGUUUUUUUUUUUCUUGUUUGGGUUUUUUUCCCCCCUUGCACAAAUUGACUUGCUUUCACAGUGCUAUUUUUAUAUAGUUAAGAUGUAACUAUUUGAAAAAAAUAUGUUUUUUACACGUUGGUUUAUUACCUAGCACUGGGGGCAGAUACCAAUUUAAACUAACCCUAUGUUAUAUAAUAUUUUAUUACCUUUGUUAUGUAAAGGUCAUGCUUUAUUUAACUUUCUUUUGGUUCAUGCAAGUCUCCUGGAGUUUUAAACCGAGAAGGACAUGAACUGUACAGUGCAAUGAUGUUGUGUGUAAGUAGUGGAGGAACUCCUUGCCUCCAGAAGUCACAGAGGCCAAGAACAUAGGAAGGCUAAAAAAGCAUCAGAUAAAAGUAGACAGCAUUACCCUGGGUGGCAUUUGGGGUGAGGGAUUAAACUCAGGGCUGGAGGGCUAAAACCCUUCUCUGAAGAUCAGAAACUUUGGUCACAGCUGUGAGCAGCUGAGCCAAUGCACGUUUGGUAUUGCAAGGUGCUAGUACUUGGUUUGUAGUAGUUGUGUGUGUUAGGAGCCACAACAGCAAUCUGAUGUCAUCUGGUAUUUCCUAUGUUCCUGUGUUUCUGAUGACAAAUUUAGCAAAAGAAGAAGGAAUGGGUUAUUAAAGCUCUAAGCACACGACCAUGUUGCAAGUCACCAGAGAAGUCAGAUAUGCUGCCAUGCACCAGGUAUCUCUUCCCACCCAUCCACAGGAGGUGACUUCAGCUUGCCUGGGUGGUUUUGCACUGAAGUAGGCUGAGAUGCAUUCACCCUUCGCCAGUGAUGCUGUAGGUCUGCUACUGAACAGUCACACCUCCCUGAGGGCAGUCACAUCUUUGAUUGCUCUGGAGAUGCGCACAAGAGGAUAUCUGGAAAGGAUAUCAGAAGAGGAUAUCUGAAUAUCUUUGGAAAAAAAGAGAUGCCUGGGGCAAGAGAGGGUCUGUCCAGUUUUUGGAAGGAGUGGUAUUUCUUGGGUGUGGAAAUGAAGGCCAACACUCACUGUUCACCAGCAGUCAUGGCCUCAUUUGCUGGUGAACAGGAUGGCCUCUGGAAUUUCCUUUGCAAAGUACAGCUGGGGACAGGCACCACUCCUUGCACCAAUCCCUCUCUAAGCUAGAAAUUUCUUUUUCCUGGUUCCUGCCUGUAUACACAAUAUCUGUUAUAUAGUGUAUGGAAAGACACCUGCAGCACUGAUAAUGAUGUUAUGGUGUGCACUGGGAUCUGGGGGGAAGCACAUUAGUGCAGCACAAUGCUUGUGUUUGUAUGUAUCUGUGUCUGUAUUGUAAACAAAAAAAUGUUGUAAGAUUGUCUUUUUUAGUGAGCUGGUUGCUUCAAAAGGAAUCUUCCCUCUUCCCUGCGAACACAAAGAAGUGUUUCACUAAGCACUCCUUUUUUGUGGUAGGCAUCUUUAAUGCCAAAGUGUCACUUUGGCUAGCCAGGGACUACCUUAUUUCCAUGUGGAUUCAGGUAAAAAUCUUGUAAGUAUUUUCCUCUCUGCAAAACAGGGCUAUUGCAGAGAGUCCUUCAGCUGGGACCACAUCACCUCAUUUGCUUUAAAGCAGAAACCAACUGCUGUGCCUAAAAUGUUUGUGUGUGUGAUUUUGACAUUCCUUCUCUUGUCAUCAUACCAACCUGGUGCUUAAGUAUUUUUUGUCUGUUUUGAAAGGUCUGGUACCACUGUAUAUGACGAGAAUUGGAGUGUUGAUUUAGUAUGAGUAUGAUCAGAUCCUCUCUUUAAAGGCUAAAGACAGAAAGAAAUUUUAUGAGAAAACCAGAGUUUCUAGUAUCCUCCCUGGAACUAUACUUUAUAUCAUAGGGUCCAUCUCCUGUCCCACAUAUGCACCUGCAAUUGCCAGUGGUUUGUGAGAGGCAGACUCGUGAGUGUCAUGGCCAAGAAUGACUGCAGGGAAAGUGUGCAAGAAUCUUGGUUUUGACAUAGACACCGAACUUCUCCUUCUCACCCAGGAAGGUGCACUCUUCACACAUAAUUCCAAUCAAAGGACAGCUUGAGGUCUGAUUCAUUCCCAUUGGAGUAAAUGGAGACUUAAAUAAUUCUCUGAUUUUGAUUCAGCAGCGUAUCUUGCUAAUGAUAAUA